UAAAAAUUAAAAUAUAUUUUGUUUUGCAAUAAAAAAUUACAUUGAUAUUUAUUUAGAUUCUUAGACGCAGUUGCUAAUUGCUGGUCCGAAUUUCCCGAGAUCCGAUUGAUCCGAAUUACUCGAAGUGAUUCAUGUUUUAUUGUUUCAUUGUUCUGCGAUUUUCAUAAAAGAAACUGUUCGCUUACCCAUUUAAUCAUUACUAUUUAUUUUAGCUAUUGAUUAUACAUCGUUUUUAUUACAAUCAGUUUUUGUAUAAUAUUCUCAAUCGUGAAAUAACCAGUUAACAUAUUAUCAUUUUUGACUGAAAACAUUAUUUUUAAUUUAAAAAAAACAUGGCACCAUCAGCUGCAGUAAGCAAGAGAGAUGACGGCCCGUCGACAUCUGAAGAUUUUGAUUUAGAAAAGACUGCCGAAGAGGCGAAAUCUUUGAUUGAGAAAGUCAUCAGAGACGUUGGCAAAAAGUCUGCAACCAGACAAUUGCUUUUUGGUUCGGCGUCCGGAUGGGCAACUGGUUUUAUAAUGAUGAAAUUGGGUAAAGCUGCUGCUUUUACAGUCGGAAGUGGUAUUUUAGCCCUACAAAUUGCCAAUUCGAGUGGUUAUAUAAAUAUUAAUUGGGAUAAAUUGACCAGAGGUGUAGAAAGAGUGGCUGAACAAGUCGAAGACAGUACAAGUACCAAGAAGCAAGGAUUAUUGAAAAAGGUGGGGCGCUUUGUUGACAAGAAACUUGACAAGGCUGAGGAUUUAUUAAGGAAGAAAGAACGCAAAGCUAAACGUUGGUUUAAUCGUAUAUCUGGUGAUGAGGAUGAAUUUGUUUUUGAAGAGAUUCAUGUAUUCUUAGCAUCUUAUUUAAUUGGCCUUGUUAUUGGAAUUUCUUGUGGCAUCGUUGCUCGCUGAAACGGUUAUUGAAUAAUACAUUUUCGUGAACAUACAUUUUUAAAAAUAAUCAUUUCAUUUUAUAUAAUUGAUUGCAUGUAUAUAGCAAAGCACUAAUACUAAUAGUUCCAUAUUAUAUAUUUCUUUAAAUAAUUUGUUAAUAAUGAGAACAGGCAUUUGUUUUUUCAUUUAUUUACUAAAUUUACAUAAUUUAUUAUCAUCAUAUUAUAUUUAGCUUAAGUAUUAUUUUGAUACUAGUCAGUUUGAAAUGAGCUGUUCCGUUCAUUUUUGUAAUGAUUUGUGAUCAAAUACAUUAUGAACUUAGGUUAUAACUUUUAAC
This is a messenger RNA of Myzus persicae (green peach aphid), 1212 nucleotides long. RefSeq names its product FUN14 domain-containing protein 1-like. Bases 333 to 893 code for a protein of 186 amino acids. Gene Ontology annotation, cellular component: mitochondrial outer membrane. NCBI's taxonomy places the organism in Eukaryota, Metazoa, Arthropoda, Insecta, Hemiptera, Aphididae. The record is from RefSeq and is a predicted model, not a curated record. Gene Ontology annotation, biological process: autophagy of mitochondrion. The transcript has 3 exons.